Molecule: messenger RNA, 1199 nt
Organism: Pseudogymnoascus verrucosus
Lineage: Eukaryota; Fungi; Ascomycota; Leotiomycetes; Thelebolales; Thelebolaceae
Exons: 5
Coding region: 807-1199 (130 amino acids)
Source: RefSeq, a predicted model, not a curated record
CCCAAGUGUUCCCACAACAUCUGAGAGUGUGCGGAGAUGGCGGCAUGUUGCGACCACCUGCACGAGGAAAAACAUUGCUUUGGGGCAAGCAAGAAGCGCCACGGAGCAACAAACAGUAGUUCGCGAGCUGCGUUUGCAUUGCCGCUACUCCGCAAUAUCCGUUAGCAUCUUUUCCCGUAGCUCCGAGACUCUUGAGCCUUCCACUAGAUCGAUGGCGUCACCAUGGCUCCUAUGAACCCAUUCUUUGUUGGUUGGCGACUCAAUCCUUUGAAAGCUUCUGAGUGCGGGCGGGGCCGCUUGCUGGGGUUAUUCAUGAGUCUGGUGAUGCGCUAGUUAGCAUUCCGUUUUGCGGUGGGCCGAAGACAGAUUUCAAAGCGAACGAGACGAGAUACAUAUUAAUCGCAAUCAACACUACUAUUCGCACAAAAUUAAUAAGACGUUCGCACGCUCUACAACAUGACAUUACCCGCGUUCGAAACCACAUUUGCACUGCCCAUGACCUGCGAGGCCUGCAUAAAGACAUCGAAGGGUCCUUCAAGCAGUUGAGUGGUAUCAACAAGAUCACCGCCAAUUUCAAGGAGCAACUUGUCUCUAUUGAAGGUACGGCAGCACCGUCAGCAAUUGUUGAUGCUUGAUUUGGAAUAUGUGAUCUAUAUCCGCGAUUUCCGCCUUGAUCCAGAAAUUUCAACUAUACGAAACAUUGGAAGCCAUCGGAUCCGCAACUCAUCCACUGUCCUUACACGAAACGGAGAGAAAUCCUUACUGUCCAGUCGUGGACUCUUUAAGAGUGAAAUAUCCCAUCAGCAAUGCCUUUGGUAAAAAUCGACGUGAUCAAAGGGAGGCGGUCACCCGCUCAGUUGCGCACCCUAGCAGACACAGUCCAGACUGUGAUGUUACAGAAGGUUAAGGCUCCUCCUAGGGACCGAUAUCAGAUUAUUACGCAACAUGAGAAAGACGUGAUCAUAUGCGACGACACGAAUCUAGGUUUUGAAAGGACUGAUGACUUAGUUGUUGUUCAGGUCUUCCAGCAGGGCCGAACUACCGAGGACAAACAGAACAUGUUUGCAGCUCUCGCUGACCAUCUAUCGACCGAAUGUGGGCUAGAGAAGACUGAUCUAGUGAUCUCAUGUGUUGAGAACAAGUCUGAAGAUUGGAGUUUUGGGCUGGGAGAAGCACAAAUUUUGAAUGGGAAAUUGUAG